Marmota flaviventris (yellow-bellied marmot) is the source of this 2388-nucleotide messenger RNA. Lineage: Eukaryota; Metazoa; Chordata; Mammalia; Rodentia; Sciuridae. The record is from RefSeq and is a predicted model, not a curated record.
CUCCGGGCCAUUCUCAGGCCAUUCUCCUGGACAAGUGGUCCCCAGAAAAGAGACUUUAGGGAACUGUGUCCUUCGUAUUCAGGCUGCCUUCCCCAGCAGGGAGGGAGAAAUGGCCAGGAGUUUGCUGCCAGCACAGAUUCAGGAGUCUGUGACAUUCAGGGAUGUGGCCGUGCUCUUCAGCCAGGAUGAGUGGUUGCACCUGGACUCUGCCCAGAGAACCUUGUAUCGGGAAGUGAUGCUGGAGAACUACAGCAACCUGGUCUCACUGGGAUGGGAGAACUUGUUUGAAACCACAGUUUCCAAAGAAGAAAAUCUGGAAGUCAUGGAAAAACUCAUAGUUGAUGAUUUCAGACUGGGAAAAGUCUACAUGAAUGAAGACAAGUUAGAGAAGCAACAAGGCAAAAAGAACAAAGUUUUCAGAAAAGUGUUGUUUACCAUCAAAAAAACCUGUGUGAAAGACAGAAGAAGCUUUAAAGGCCUUGAACUUGAGAAAAAUCUUGGCUUAAAAUCAUCACUUACUAGAAAACCUGGAAUUGUUCCCAGAGGAAGGAAACCCCGUUCACAGCAGUAUUCAAUUCUCUUUAAACAACUGGGAGCCAACACAGUGCGUAAAUGUUAUAAAUGUAAUAUCUGUGGGAAAAUCUUCCUCCACAGUUCUUCCUUGAGCAAACACCAGAGGAUCCAUACUGGAGAGAAGCUCUAUAAAUGUAAGGAAUGUAGGAAAGCUUUCAGCCAAAGCUCAUCCCUGACACAGCACCUGAGAGUUCAUACUGGAGAGAAACCUUAUAUAUGUAGUGAAUGUGGAAAAGCCUUCAGUUUUACCACCUCUCUUAUUGGGCACCAAAGAAUGCACACUGGAGAGAGACCUUAUAAAUGUAAGGAAUGUGGCAAAACAUUUAAAGGUAGUUCAUCCCUUAAUAACCAUCAGCGAAUCCAUACUGGAGAAAAGCCCUAUAAGUGUACAGAAUGUGGGAGAGCAUUUAGUCAGUGCUCAUCUCUCAUCCAGCAUCACAGAAUUCAUACUGGAGAGAAACCUUAUGAAUGUAGUCAGUGUGGGAAAGCCUUCACUUCAAUAUCACGGCUGAGUAGACACCAUCGAAUUCACACUGGAGAGAAACCCUUUCAUUGUAACGAGUGUGGGAAAGUGUUCAGUUACCAUUCGGCCCUUAUUAUUCAUCAGAGAAUUCACACUGGUGAGAAACCGUAUGCCUGUAAAGAAUGCGGGAAAGCCUUUAGCCAAAGCUCAGCACUUAUACAACAUCAGAGGAUUCACACUGGAGAAAAACCCUACAAGUGUAAUGAGUGUGGCAAGGCCUUCUCCUGGAUCUCACGGCUUAAUAUCCAUCACAGAAUCCACACUGGAGAGAAACCAUAUCAUUGUAAGGAAUGUGGAAAAGCUUUUAGUUCCCACUCAGCUGUUAAUACCCAUCGAAAAAUCCAUACUGGCGAGAAACCUUAUAAAUGUAAUGACUGUGAAAAAGCGUUCAACCAAAGCUCAGCCCUAAUUCAGCAUCAGAGAAUUCAUACUGGAGAGAAACCAUUUAACUGUAAAGUGUGUGGGAAAGCUUUCAGACAAAGUUCAUCCCUUAUGACACAUAUGAGAAUUCACACAGGAGAAAAGCCUUACAAAUGCAAAGAAUGUGGGAAAGCUUUUAGUCAGAGCUCAUCUCUUACUAAUCAUCAGAGGACUCAUAAUUGAGAAAAAACAUAAAUAAAAUGCAUGUGGCAAGUCUUCCAAAUGAAGUUCAUUUCAUAUUGAAUAUCAUUCAUUCUGGGGAGAAAGCGAAGAGCCGUUAAUUUUGAGUAAAACUUCAGAAGUUAGAAGACAUCAAGCACCUGGACACUUCAUGUUGCAGGGUAACCUUGGGAAUAUUAGGAAAGCUUCUGUAAAAUGAUUUUUUGUAUGUUCUUAAGUUGUUACCGACUGAAAUAGACUCUGUGAGAUUGAAGGGUUGAUAUUCUUUUAUUUGCUUUCUAGUGAUGUUUUAACAGCCAUCAGCUUUCGCAGGCAUUACUGGGAACCUGCUGGUUUAGGUAAAAGUACAGCCAUAAAGCCCAGACUUCAGACAAAUCUAACAAUCUACUUCUUGAAACUGCAUUUAAGUAUUACACAAGCCAAUUGUACCAGAAUGAAUAUUUGGGAACAAAAAUGUAUACAGGUAAACUGUAGCUACCUCACUGUCACUAAAAUUUUUUUCAUAUUUGGAAAACAAAUUAUGUACUUGGUUGUUGUUCAAACUUUGGGUCAUUUCUCCACUCUUCUAAGCCAUUUACCCGAGGGGAAAAUUACUCUGUAAUCUAUGCAGGUACGUUCUUUUUAGUUUUCUUUCCAACUACUUGUUUCACCCUCUGAUUCAGAUAUAAAGUCAUUUUAUUUUAAGUCACAAA